Drosophila bipectinata is the source of this 579-nucleotide messenger RNA. RefSeq names its product NADH dehydrogenase (ubiquinone) subunit ND-13B (gene ND-13B). NCBI's taxonomy places the organism in Eukaryota, Metazoa, Arthropoda, Insecta, Diptera, Drosophilidae. The record is from RefSeq and is a predicted model, not a curated record. Gene Ontology annotation, biological process: respiratory electron transport chain.
GAAAACUAAGUUGGCAGCUUCCACAGCUGUUACUGUUUCUACAAAUAUCGUGCAGAAAAAUUGUUAGCUUUCAGCUAAAAAAGCCUUCCAAACAUGGCCAAGAUUAUCAAGGCGUCCACUGGAUUGACCGGCCUGGCCGUGUCUACCAAUCCUCACCACACUCUCUCGGCUCUGUACUGCAAGAUCCUGCGGGCAGUGGCCAAGAUGCCGCAGGAAUCCAGCUACAGGAAGUACACGGAGCAACUAGUCAACGAUCGCGCCAAUGCCUUGACUAACAACAAGAGCAUCCCUGAUCUGGAGCGGGCUGUUGGCUGUGGUCAGGUGGAGGAGCUGAUCGUCCAGGCCGAAAACGAACUGGUGCUGGCCCGCAAAAUGCUCGGCUGGAAGCCCUGGGAGAAGUUGGUCCAACAGGCGCCGCCCAAGCAGUGGGACUGGCCCCCAGCCCAGAUCAUGGAGCCGAAAGUCUAGAAAUCCGCCAUUUAAAACAAUUUUUUGUUUAGUUCUAUUAUAAUUCAGAGAAAUGGAAAACGAGAAUAGAAAUAAAUCUGUUGAUAAGACAGAAGCUUAAUCAUCCAUAAA